AUGGAACAAUCAAUGUACAUCAAGUUUAAGGUUACAGUCUCAAGAUUUCGUCUGAUAAUUGUGGCAUUGAUAUUGUUCACCUCCUUAACAGAGACAAUUGGUGAUUCUUUUCGACCAUAUUUUGCUGAUUUACAAGCACUUCUACUCAAGUUCCUACAAGAUGAGAUUAGUAAUAAUGUUAGAGUGGCUGCCCUCAAGGAUGUUGGAUCUUUUAUUGAAUUCACUCCUGAUGCAUCUGAAGUGGGUUUGAGGGCAAAAGUGGUAAAUCAAGUAAGAAAUCUUUCUGUUGAAGCCGCUGGGAAGGGUUCUGCCAAAAAAGAUCUCAACAGCCAACGCAACACCUUUAGGGAUAUUCUUGAAUUUCUUGAGGGCGGUUAUGCCCCUAAAACCUCCGUGAAAAUUGGUGGAGAGUCGCUUACAACUACAACAUGGUCCCAACUAAUCCAGUUAAACUUUUUGAAGCGAUUUCUUGGUGGAGGAUUUGUGAAGCACAUGCAGGAAAAUGAAUUUCUUCAUGAGGUAUUCGACUUCACACCAAAGAAAAAGAUUCUAUCAAGCACAGAUCGUGUAUCAGGGAUUGAUAAGAGGAUGUACAGGUCUCCCAACUCGAUAGUCAACAAGGCAAGGAAUCAGUUUCUGAACAAACAGCGGAUGAUGUCCCAGGUACACCAGGCGUUGAUUGCAUAG
Messenger RNA from Lactuca virosa, 687 nucleotides. The record is from the annotation of a GenBank genome assembly. NCBI's taxonomy places the organism in Eukaryota, Viridiplantae, Streptophyta, Magnoliopsida, Asterales, Asteraceae.